AUGUCAUCGAGAACAGCAGAUAGUCCGACAGGACUCAAGAUGGCUCCGAUGUCCCAAAUCUUUGGUACCAUAGCUGCCUGUUUGAUUGUCCGUUUCAUUGUCAGAGCCAUAUACCGCGUGUACUUCCACCCACUCAGCAAGUUUCCUGGGCCAAAACUUUACGCAGCAACACGCAUUCCAUUCCUUUAUGUUUCAGCUACUGGCCAGAGCAACAAUGCCCUCUACGAUUUGCACCAAAAGUAUGGACGUAUAGUCAGGACCCAGUACGACGAGUUGAGUUUCGCUGAUCCUGAUGCUUGGAAAGAUAUCUAUGGCCAUGGUACGAAAGGCACCGCAGGGGCUCCUCCUCCCAAAGCAUGGGACAGAUAUCCGGCACCACCCAACAACGUACAUGGCAUUAUCAGCGCCCCCGACCAAGAUCACGCUCGUACACGAAAGAUUUUCACGCCUGCCUUUUCGGAUCGCGCUCUGAAACAACAAGAGCCACUUUUCUUCAAAUACAUGGACAAGCUCGUGUCUCUACUGAAGAAGGAAGCCAGCGAGGACCCAGACAAGAAGUUCGACAUGGUUCGUAUGUAUAACUUCACUACCUUCGAUGUCAUGGGCGAUUUGACUUUCGGAGAAUCGCUACACAUGCUCGACAAUGCCGAAUACGAUCCAUGGGUAAGAGAUAUCUUCGCUUCUUUAAAGGUUUCAUACAUAAUCCAGCUGUUGGCACUGUACCCUAUUAUAUGGCGUUUGUGGAAAACCUUCAUGCCGGAGUCGAUUAAUCAAAAGCGCAUACGCCAUCACGAAUACUCGGUAACACGCGUCACGAAGCGCCUGGAAAAAGGACGGGAGAGCAAGGGCGUCGACCUGUGGGAUUUCGUGCUCAAUAAAAAGGGGGAACAAGGUAUGAGCAGACAAGAAAUGGAUACGAACGCCGAAUUUUUCAUGGUUGCUGGAACAGAGACGACGGCCACUCUGGUGUCGGGUCUGACAUUUUUGUUGCUCACCAACCCGGAUUGCAUGAAGAAGCUUUGCGACGAGGUACGCGGCCAAUUCGCAACAGAUGCCGACAUGAGCAUGGAAGUGAUAGCUGCGCUGCCCUACCUGUCGGCAUGCAUCAAGGAAGCUCUCCGUCUGUACCCGCCGUUAGCCACGGGCCUUCAACGCCACACACCAGAGAUUGGCAGCACAAUCAACGGUACAUUUAUCCCUCCAGCCGCCACUGUUUUCAUGGCUCAGCACGCGAUGUAUCGCAGUGCGCAAAACUUCAAGAGGCCUAUGGAGUUCCUUCCGCAGAGAUGGUUAGGUGACCCGGAGUUUGAGGAAGAUAAGAGACACUGCGUUCAGCCCUUUUCGGUUGGAACAAGAGAUUGCAUUGGCAAAAAUAUGGCAUACCAUGAAAUGCGUCUCAUCAUGGCCAAGGUCUUGUACAAUUUUGAUAUGGAGCUCUGCCCUGAGAGCAACAACUGGUUAGACCAGGACACCUAUGUCAUAUGGGAGAAGAAGCCGCUUAUCUGCAAGGUGAAAAGCGUAAACUAG
Pyrenophora tritici-repentis Pt-1C-BFP is the source of this 1527-nucleotide messenger RNA. RefSeq lists its product as uncharacterized. The record is from RefSeq and is a predicted model, not a curated record. Gene Ontology annotation, molecular function: iron ion binding; heme binding; monooxygenase activity. Lineage: Eukaryota; Fungi; Ascomycota; Dothideomycetes; Pleosporales; Pleosporaceae.